UACUGUCAUGACCGAGGGUCUACAUGGGGAUUUGUUGCUCUGCUCAGACCCGACAGGGCAAGUGGGUGUUGUGGUGGAUGUUAAUAUCUCUGUUGAUUUAUUGGCUCCUGAUGGUUCCAUCAUAAAAGACAUCUCAUCCAGAGACUUGAAACGUGUGAGGGAUUUCACUGUUGGAGAUUAUGUGGUACAUGGUCCCUGGCUUGGUAGAAUUGAUGAUAUAUUAGACAAUGUAACUGUGUUGUUUGAUGAUGGUUCUGUGUGUAAGGUUGUCCGUGCUGAGCCCAUGCGUCUCAGACCAUGUCCCAAGAAUACACUUGAAGAUGAUGGGCAUUUUCCUUACUACCCUGGCCAGCGUGUAAAGGCGAGCUCUUCUUCUGUUUUCAAGAAUUCUCGAUGGUUAUCUGGCUUGUGGAAAGCUAAUCGGUUGGAAGGUACUGUUACUAAGGUUACAGCUGGAUCUGCAUUUGUUUACUGGAUUGCAUCUGCUGGCUAUGGCCCAGAUUCUUCUACUUCCCCAACUGAAGAGCAGAAUCCCAAAAACCUAAAACUCUUGUCUUGUUUUGCUCAUGCGAGUUGGCAAGUGGGUGACUGGUGCCUUCUUCCAUCAACGGUUCAGUCUUCCUCCAUAUCCUUAGAUAAGGGUAUAUCUAAAUUGAGGCUUCGUGAUUCCAUUAAAAAUGAGGCUGAUAAUAGUCAACUUGAAAGUGGGUGUGAUUCAGAAGACACGCAAGAUGAACCAAAUGAAAAUGGUGAAUCUACAGACUUUGAUCCAGACCCUGCACUCAACAGAGAUAGUGAAGGUGUUCGAAGUAAAGCAUCACAUCAGUCUAGCUUUUGCAGUAGUUCAUUGUCAGUUUCAAAGGAGCCUGUCCUUGAACCUUGGCCUCUUCAUCGGAAGAAGAUUCGUAAAGUUGUGCUUAGGAAGGAUAAAAAGGCACGAAAGAAAGAGGAAAAUUUCGAAAGAGCUCUUUUAAUCGUCAAUAGCCGGACAAAGGUCAAUAUAGCCUGGCAAGAUGGAACAAUGGAACAUGGGCGGGAUGCUACGACCCUGAUUCCAAUUGAUAGUCCUGGUGACCACGAAUUUGUCACAGAACAAUAUGUGGUUGAGAAGGCCUCUGAUGAUGUUGAUGAUACUAAUGAAGCUAGGCGUGUUGGGGUUGUGAAAUGUGUGAAUGCAAAGGACCGUACUGCUUGUGUGAGGUGGUUAAAACCAGUUGUCAGGGCUGAAGAUCCUCGAGAGUUUGACAAGGAGGAAGUUGUUAGUGUCUAUGAGUUGGAGGCUCAUCCCGAUUAUGAUUAUUGUUAUGGGGAUGUAGUAGUACGACUGUCUCCAGUUUCUGUUUCAAAGCAAACAUUUUCUACCAUGGACUCUGUUGAGGAGCCAAAGCAGAAUACUGAUUUCAAUGAUGCUAAACGAGACGUGAAGAAGCAUUCUGGAUCCAAGAAAGUUGAAGGCCAUUCAGCUCAAGAAGCUUCUGCAGAGUUUUCAGAUCUCUCUUGGGUUGGGAAUAUUACUGGCCUUAAGGAUGGAGAUAUUGAAGUAACCUGGGCAGAUGGAAUGGUCUCAACGGUUGGACCUCAAGCAAUUUAUGUUGUUGGACGAGAUGAUGAUGAUGAAUCAAUUGCUGCAGGAAGUGAAGGCAGUGAUGGGGCUGCUAGUUGGGAAACGGUUAAUGAUGAUGAAAUGGAUGCUCUUGAGAAUGCUCAAGAGGAUCUUGGGCUGCAAGAUUCCACUGACAUGAACUCUGACACAGAGGAGAGUCCUGAGAAUAACUUUGGAAGGAAUGCUGCACUGGCUCUCCCUUUAGCUGCACUUGGGUUUGUUACCAGACUGGCUUCUGGAAUAUUUUCACGAGGACAAAAAAAUGCUGAUUCAGAUUCUAGAAGUGACAAUGAACUUCAAUCCCAGGGAUCAGGGAAUGUGUCUGAGGGAAGGGAUUCUGUUGACGAGUCUAGUUCUCAGAAAUCUAAUUCCAUUGAAAAUUGUGGUGUGGAAAGCCCUCAUGCGAAAGAAGAAGAACUGGUUAAUGCAGAAGUCUCUAUAACUUCAGAUACAGAAGAAGCAGAAACGUUUCACUCCUUGAGAAGUGAAGAAUCAGAAUAUCCUGCAGGUUGUGCUGGUGACACUAGCAUUUUCAAACGGUUUGAUAUAUCAAAAGAUCCUCAGACCACUAUUUUCUUGGUGCAAAUGGAAAGAAUAGCAAUGGAAGAAAGUGGUUAAAGAAAGUUCACCAAGACUGGAACAUUCUUCAAAACAAUCUGCCUGAUGGGAUUUAUGUGAGAGUUUAUGAAGAUCGAAUGGAUCUCCUCAGGGCAGUAAUAGUUGGAGCGUAUGGUUCACCUUACCAAGAUGGCCUCUUCUUCUUUGAUUUCCCCCUUCCUCCGGAGUAUCCUGAUGUUCCACCG
Carica papaya (papaya) is the source of this 2406-nucleotide messenger RNA. Lineage: Eukaryota; Viridiplantae; Streptophyta; Magnoliopsida; Brassicales; Caricaceae. The record is from RefSeq and is a predicted model, not a curated record.